AGAAAAUGGAACUGAAAGCAGAAAAACAUAUGGAAUACGUGCAUCUGUCACAUCCACCAUUGUAUGUACGGUAGAUGAAUUAAGAAAAGUGGCUGUUAAAAAUGCAGCAAAAUAAUUCCUAAGAAUCCAGUUCAUCUGGUUCGACAGCAAAAAAGUCAGAAAGCGUGAUCUGUUAGUUUUAUAUGUCAAAGAGACAUUUGUAGUUUCUAUGGUCAUAUAAACUGUGAUAGCAGCAAGUAAAUGCAGAGGAACUGCUGCUUAGCUCUUUCACUGAAUUUAUGGAUGACUUGAAGAAGAAAAAAAACACGUGUACUGACCAUUGCCCUGAUUAAGCUCAUAAUUUGUUGAAGUAAAAAGACAGAGCAAGAAAGCAUCUACUUAAACCAUUUUCACGAUGUUGAUAUUGUGGAUAGUACUUCACUGCAUGGCUUUGACACUUUUAAGUAACCAGUCCACAGCUGAUAUAAAUCCAGAUUCAAUUACAUACAUACUGCUCAAUGAAGAUUUUGCAAGUGAAAAUAUGACGCAUCAUUUACAAAGGUAUAAACGUGCAGCAGAUGCUGGUGCUAUUUACACAUAUGACAUCGAUAUUCAGAUUAAUAUACAACCAGAUAAAAUCAAGCAGCUGAUGGAAUUAUUUAAUAAUUUGUCCUAUCCAUUACCAGUAAAUAUUUCUUUAUCUGACAUAGGAAAUAUCUCGUCUGCAGUGAUUUCCACAGAAUGUAAUGAUACGGCAUGUAUUUGUGAGAAAGGCUACUUGUGGGAACCUGAAAUCUGCAGUACUCAAGCAUGCUACAAUACAACAGUACAAUCAGGCUGUGACUGUAUCACAAAUACUUCAACGAAUGGGGUCUGUGAACCUAUUGUACCAACAACUACAACAACAACAACAACUCCGGCAACUACUACUACACCAACAACAACUAGUACUACUUCUACUACAACUACUACCACUACACCAGCUACUACAACUACCACUACACCGACUACUACAACAACAACUACUACUACAACUACUACUACCACACCAACAACUACAACCUCCACUACUACAGCUACUACUACCACCACAACUUCAACAACUACUACUGCUAUGACCACCACCACGACUACAAUAUCACCCACUACAACCAUACCACCAACAGCUGUUGCUGUAUCAAUGUCCAUCAAGAGUUCCAAAGCUUUUGAUCCUAGACUUUUGGACAACUCUUCACAGAUAUACAAGCAAUAUGAGAAUGACUUUAAAAAUGCGCUUACUGAAACUUUCAAGAACAUUCCAGGAUUCUAUGCAGUUAACAUUCUUGGAUUUAAGGAUGGAAGUACUCUUGUUGAUUAUAAAGUAAUCACUGAGCUAGAUGCCGUAUCUAGAGUUUUAAAUUCUACGUCUGAGGUGGCAGCACGGCUUCCUGACUACCAACUCAUUCCCACUCCCAUAGCUGCAUACAUUCAAGCAAAUGUGUUCCUGAAAUCAACAAAUACAUCAGUGUCUGUGGGGGAUUCUUUUACUUUAAACUGCCAGACGAAAUAUAACGUUUCUGGUUAUAGAGUUAGGUGGUUCUUGAAUACCAUUGAAAUUAUCAACAAUCCUGAUUCAAGAAAUAGGACCAUAACAGCAAUACCUGCAUCAGCAGAAGUUCCGUUUUUGCUGAACCGGUGUCACCAGCUUGUUCUACUUCCAUAUUAUGUAGGCAAGACCAACCGCCUCCUAAGGGACAGGAUACGUGAACACACUUAA
Protopterus annectens (West African lungfish) is the source of this 1735-nucleotide messenger RNA. RefSeq lists its product as uncharacterized. The coding region runs from base 395 to 1735 and encodes 446 amino acids. The record is from RefSeq and is a predicted model, not a curated record. NCBI's taxonomy places the organism in Eukaryota, Metazoa, Chordata, Ceratodontiformes, Protopteridae. The transcript is spliced from 10 exons.